UCGCAUCUUGAGCAGAUCAAGAGCUUUUCACAUACAUAGCUGAUUCUAAGCACCUAGGGAAAUCAAUCAGCUGGAAGUACACACCAUGUUCGCUCGUUCAGCAACCCGAUCCAUCGUACCCGCCCUGCGCAAGUCCAUCGCCCCCAACCCGACCCCAUCCAGCUCGACCUCGGUCGUCCGAUCGUUCAGGUCAAAUAUCUCUGCAUCCAGUUCGGCUCGAAGUGUGCAUUUCCAGGUGCAGAAGGUGGCGAAGCGGGCGUUCCAAACGAGUGCAGUGGUCAAGCAUGGUGAUAUCGAACGACCUGCUCCCGGAACAGGCAUCAAGAUCACCUUCCAGGACUCCAAAGGCCAGACAGUAACCCAGGUCGAGGGUAACGAGGGCGACGAUCUCCUCUCCUUGGCUCACGAAUGGGACGUCGACCUCGAAGGCGCCUGUGAGGGCUCGAUCGCCUGUUCGACCUGCCACGUGAUCCUCGAUGCGGAGAGCUACGACAAGCUGGAGGAACCGGAGGACGAUGAGAACGACAUGUUGGAUCUGGCUUUCGGGUUGAGCGAUACAUCCCGAUUGGGAUGUCAAGUCAAGCUGACCAAAGACAUAGAUGGGAUGGUAGCCACCCUGCCUUCCGCCACCCGGAAUAUGUAUGUGGAUGGUCACAAGCCUACACCACACUAAAGAGAUCGCUGGACACCUAUAUCCCUGCCACCUGAUUUCAUCUCACCCCCUUGAUUGACCUCUAUCGUUGUGUCGAAACGAAAAAGGCGAUCUGCAAUAUCGUCAAACGAUUCCUUCCUACCUAUCUCUGAACCCAGCCUCUGUCCCGCCGCUAUCUGCUCGUUGUAUCGCCAUCCGCCUCGCAUGCCGCAUAGUCAUUCUAGUCAUACACAUACAUGCUCUACUCC
Messenger RNA from Filobasidium floriforme, 900 nucleotides. Its product is annotated as putative YAH1-ferredoxin of the mitochondrial matrix. Lineage: Eukaryota; Fungi; Basidiomycota; Tremellomycetes; Filobasidiales; Filobasidiaceae. Gene Ontology annotation, cellular component: mitochondrion. The transcript has 5 exons. The record is from RefSeq and is a predicted model, not a curated record. Gene Ontology annotation, molecular function: 2 iron, 2 sulfur cluster binding. Bases 86 to 673 code for a protein of 195 amino acids. Gene Ontology annotation, biological process: P450-containing electron transport chain; positive regulation of oxidoreductase activity.